ACGGGCAGCUAUGCCGCGCGCUGCAGAGCUUCAUCUGACCGGAACAACGGUGGGAGUAGCGGAGGACUUUUCGGGGACCGACAGACUGCUGACCGCUAACGGACACUGUAUCACCAAGGAGAAGCUCCUCUGAGGUGGGAGAUAUUCCUCCGAGUUCCUGCUCCUCCUGUCAGAGACAUGGACGACUCCGUUACUCGGUGUUGGAUCAUGGACUCCGUUUAGGAUCAUGGACUCCGUUUAGACUCUCCGUGUCCGUUACUCGGUGUAGGGUCAUGGUAUUGGUGUAGGAACAUGGACUCCAUUUAGGAUCAUGGACUCCGUUUAGACUUUCUGUGUCCGUUACUCGGCGUAGGAUCAUGGUCUUGGUGUAGGAUCAUGGACUCCGUCUAGACUCUCUCUGUGUCCGUUAAUCGGUGUAGAAACGGAGGGGGGCAGCAUGGUUGUGCUGUGGCCCGGCAGAGGUGCCCCGGCUCCGGGCAGCUGCUGGCUCCGUCCCGCCGCUCUCCUCCUCUGGAUCCUGUGCUCGGCGAUUAACGGAGAGGAGCAGCCGUUCAGUGUGGAGGCGUGGUUACAGCGGUAUGGUUACCUGCCGCCUGCAGACCCCAGGAUGUCUGUGCUACGCUCAGCUCAGGUGAUGCAGUCUGCUAUAGCUGCCAUGCAGCGCCGCUACGGCCUCAACAUUACUGGGACGCUGGACGGCAACACCAUCGAUGACAACACCAUCAGGUGGAUGAAGAAGCCCAGGUGUGGAGUUCCUGAUCUGAUUGGAGGAACAUCCAGGUUCAGUGUGAGGAAACGUCGCUACGCCCUCACUGGACAGAAGUGGCAGCACAAACACAUCACAUACAGCAUAAAGAACGUGACACCGAAGGUUGGGGCGGAGGAGACUCAUGACGCCAUCAGACGAGCUUUUGACGUGUGGCAGAAUGUGACGCCGCUGCGUUUUGAGGCGAUUCCAUACAGCGAGUUAGAGAGGACUAAAAAAGAUGUGGAUAUCACCAUCAUCUUUGCAUCAGGUUUCCAUGGAGACAGCUCGCCAUUUGAUGGCGAGGGAGGAUUUCUGGCUCACGCCUACUUUCCAGGACCGGGGAUCGGAGGAGACACGCACUUUGACUCAGAUGAGCCGUGGACGCUGGGAAAUCCUAACCAUGACGGUAACGACCUGUUCCUGGUGGCUGUCCAUGAGCUGGGCCACGCUCUGGGACUGGAGCACUCUAACGACCCUACGGCCAUCAUGGCCCCAUUUUACCAGUACAUGGACACGGAGAACUUUAAACUACCCAUGGACGACCUGCUAGGGAUCCAGAAGAUCUACGGUCCUCCUGAUAAACUCCCCCAGCCCACUAAACCUUUACCCACAGCCCCGCCCCCUCGCUCUUUGCCCCCCUCAGACCCUCGUAAACCGGACAGACAGACCCGACCCCCACGCCUGCCCCCUGGUGACAGACCGUCCCACCCCAACGCUAAACCAAACAUCUGUGAGGGCGCCUUCAACACGCUUGCCAUCCUGAGGAGGGAGAUGUUUGUCUUCAAGGACCAGUGGUUCUGGAGGGUCAGAGAUAACUCGGUUAUGCCAGGGUAUCCCAUGCUCAUCAGUAUGUUCUGGAGAGGUCUACCUCCAAAGAUUGACGCCGUCUACGAGAACAGCGAGGGGAAGUUUGUCUUCUUUAAAGGGAAGCAGUUCUGGGUGUUUAAAGACACCGUGCUGCAGUCCGGGUACCCAAAAGAAAUCUCUCAGUUUGGACAAGGCAUGCCGGCUCAGAGCAUCGACACGGCGCUGUGGUGGGAGGACGUGUCCAAGACUUACUUCUUUAAAGGGGACAGGUACUGGCGUUACAAUGAGGAGACCAGGACUAUGGACCCCGGAUACCCGAAGCCUGUCACCGUAUGGAGAGGAGUCCCGGACUCCCCACAGGGGGCCUUCGUGGACAAAGCUAACGGCUUCACCUACUUCUACAAAGGUAGGGAGUACUGGAAGUUCAACAACCACUUGCUGCGGGUUGAACCCGGUUACCCUCGCUCCAUCCUCAAAGACUUCAUGGGAUGUGACCUGACCCCCAUCGAUCCAGGCCGGCCUCCCACCGAUGACGGCACAUCAGACGUGGUGAUCGAGCUGGAGGAUGAGGCGAGCACAGUUAAGGCGGUGGCCAUCGUGAUCCCUUGUGUCCUCUCUCUGUGUCUGCUGGUUCUCAUCUACACCGUAGUCCAGUUCAAGAGGAAAGGAACGCCGCGGCACAUCCUCUACUGCAAACGCUCAAUGCAGGAGUGGGUCUGAUACCACUACGGGGGGCGUAGACCUGCUCCCGCUCAGGAGGACUCAGACGGACAAUUCUCCUCCUGCAGUGGGAGCCUCAGCCUGUCUCUAGCCCCCCAGGACCAGACUCUGGCCUCCAUGGCCUCUGGCUUUUUAACAGUGAGUUUGGUUAGCCCAGGAGACACUCACUAACUCUUUAUCAUGAGGAGAACCUCUAGGGGGUGCAGGGCCCCCUUCAGGCAUGACGAGGACCUCUCGCCGCCGCCCCCCCCCCCCCACACACACACACACACCCCCACACCCCCACACACACACACACACACAAUCAUGAGGAGGACCUCCAGGGGGCACUGUGCUGCUGUCAAUUAAAAGAAGACUUUAAGGGGUGCCGUACCCCUAUCAGUCAUGAGGGGGCCCUCUAGGGGUCCCGUGGCCCCAUCAAUCAGGACCUCUGGGGGGCGCCAUCAGUCAUAUCAGGUUGAUGCUGACUCGGCUGUUUUCUAACAACUGAUUUCAGUGCCCCCCCCACCUGUCUUUAAGGAGGACAAACAGGAAGUGGACCGUCUCAGACCGUCCCCCUUUGGUUUUUAUUUUUUUAAGAGGAAGUCCUCUUUGUUCCCUUUAACCUGACACUCACACUCACACAUACACAUGUAAACUACCAAAAAGGACUCUUUCUCCAAAGAGACCAAUGGGCUCUAGGUCCUCCUGACCAAACCAGGACAGAGCUAAGACUGUAAGGGGGCGGGUCUGUCUGAGACACGGGGCCAAAAGAUUCUGCAAUAUUUUAACUCGCCUUAAUUCUUCAUCCUAUUCCACUGAGGUGUUUGUUUUUAUACAGCUUUAUUUGUUUAUUUGUUUUCUGUUCAUUUUUAUCAUUUAUUUGUUUGUUAAAGAACUUUACUGAAGCUUCCUGUGAUUGUUUUAUUUUUCUCUAUUUUACUACAUUACCCAGAAUCCUCAGCACUGGCUUGCUGAGUGUCUGGUCAGCCUGUAUUGACAGUGUUUUGCUUUGAUUCUACGGCUGUAUUCAAACCGCCUCUGUGCAUGCCAAUUGAGCCAAAAUACCCAGAUAUAAAAUCUUUGAUAUAUAUCGACUGUCUCCCACAGUGCAAUGCGCCUUGGUCAGAGAACAAAAUGGCAGCAUUCUGCUGUGACCAUGCACCUUUAUUUUGAUGUAUAACUCACUGAUCGGUGGAAAGUUAAACUGUCCUGUUUUUAUAUUUAAGAUUUUGAGUCCCUAAAGACGUUGUCAUUUACCACCAUUUAUUUAGAGGGCCAUGAAACAUACUACCAUGUUUGUAGUCCAGCCUUUAUACCUAAUCAGACAGGUAUCAGUAUUCUUUCCCUGUAUGGUACCAUUAUUAUACCACAGUAUAACUAAACUUAAAGAGAUAACAGGUAAAUGCAUACUCCAGUGUUGAAACCCUCCUCCUCCUCUUUAAACACACCUGUGAUGUCAGAGCAGAAAAAUGAGUUUCAUUCUGAAUUAAUGUGUUUAUUAUUAACAAAGCUACAGGUGAGAACAUGAAGCUACUGUGUUUACAGCUGUUUCUCUGUUUAACACCAUUGCACACUUCUUUGACUCAUCAUGGACUUAGAAAUAAAGUAAUCAGUUAAAACUCACCUUAGACCGUUUUUAAGGGGUAUAUGAAUCUCCACCACUGGUCUACGGACAGACUGAGUCUCACAUUUUGUAUUAAUGCUCCAGACAGGCUGGCAGAGACGCUCUGCAGAGUGUAUGUUACUGUCAUUACAGACAUCACACUCAGAGAACAGCUGUUUCCUGCUGCAGAUUAAUCAAGGACACUGAAAGAUGAUGUUCAGGUACUUACCUGGCUGUUCUUCAACAUGCUGGACUCAGACUGAGCUGUGGUCUGUCUCUGAUGCUCUAAGCCUGAUCUGGCCGUACCUCUGUGUGCUCUAUAACAGGCUUAAACUGAUUUACUGGUCGUAAACCAGUUUACCACUCACCUCUAGUUUGUACCACAGUGGCACUCUGCAGGCGGUUCGAAUACAGCCAUAGUCUUAUUUUCUGUCCACGGCCCAUAAUCCUUCACUCUGUGCGUGUUUUUCUCUGUGAAUGACAGAUGACUGCCUUGUUUUUAAAGAGCCUACAUUUCCCAGAAUGCUUUUUGUCUCCUGACUGAGGACCCUGGAUGAGUCCGGAUCAGUGCCUGUGUCAGCGUGCAUGUUAGCAUUUAACGUCAGCCGCUUCAGCUCAGCGUGGCUCUAAAUGAACUGUAACUCCGCCCCCUCCAUCCUCUCCUUCAGGUACAGAGAAAUCUCUAAAGGUGUGGUACAUGUCUGAACGGGUGUGUGUUUCCAUGACAACAUACUGUUUUUGUUCCUUUGGUUUUUUUUUACUUCCCGUUUUCUGGUCAAAGAUGGCGUUUUGGUGUUCAUGAUGGCGAGGAUGAAUAAAACAAUGGUGAAGAUCUUA
Messenger RNA from Cheilinus undulatus (humphead wrasse), 4697 nucleotides. RefSeq names its product matrix metalloproteinase-16-like. Gene Ontology annotation, molecular function: zinc ion binding; metalloendopeptidase activity. Gene Ontology annotation, cellular component: extracellular matrix. Bases 437 to 2275 code for a protein of 612 amino acids. Gene Ontology annotation, biological process: skeletal system development; proteolysis; collagen catabolic process. The transcript has 11 exons. The record is from RefSeq and is a predicted model, not a curated record. Lineage: Eukaryota; Metazoa; Chordata; Actinopteri; Labriformes; Labridae.